AAACCCAAAAAAAAAAACCAGAACUAGUCCUAUUUACCCUCUGUUUCCUAAACAGAGACCCCAUUGAAAAAAGCAAACAAAAUACCCAACCCCAUCAUUCAAUCUCUUCAUUCUUCACCAAUUCACUUAUUUUCUUCCCACCGCUUUCUCUCUCCUCCUCUCUAUUUCUUCACCCAAAACAAAAAUCAACUAAAAUUACUUACUUACAACAACAACAACAACAAUGGAAGAAGGGGUUUUAAUGGAAGCUUUACCACCAGACGAUCUACGAUGCAAAAGAACCGACGGUCGUGAUUGGCGCUGCAAACACUCUGUUGUACCCGGCAAAACUUUCUGUCUCUCUCAUCUUCACCGCGGCCAAAAACGUCGCGUUUCAUCUUCUCCAACUCCUAAACCCGACCCUAAACCCGACACUAAACCCAAACUUCGGAUCCGCAUCCGGGUCAAACCCGAACCUGUCGACGACGUUGUUUUGAACCUACCGAACCUAAACCCAGACGUGGGUUCUCUUCCUCCGGAUAAUUUACGGUGUAAUAGAAACGAUGGGAGGAGUUGGCGGUGUAAGAAGUGGGCUUUAGAUGGGCUUAAUCUUUGUGAAGUUCAUUUGAAAAAGGCCAAGGCCCAAAAUCAGAGGAAGCCCAUAAUGAGGAGGAAGAAGAAGGAGGAGAAGGAGAAGGAGGAGGAGAGAGAAAAUGUGGUGGUUAUGGAGAAUGUGCAGCAGUGUGGGAGGAAUAAUGGUAAAGAUUGGAGGUGUAAGAAGAAAGUAAUUGAAGGUAGUUUAUUUUGUGAAAUUCAUGUCAAAAAAAAACCUAAGGAGAAAAAAAAGAGUAAUGUGGGUGGUGGAGAUUUGGUGGUGGGUGUUGCUGAGGAUGAGAGUGUGCGGUGUACUCGUAACGACGGCCGAGAUUGGCGGUGUAAGAAGAGGGUUGUGGAAGGGGAGAGUCUCUGUGAGGCUCAUCUUAAUAGGAUUAGAAUUCGGGAUUCGACGAAAAAGAACAAGAGAGCUAAGAAGAAUGAUGAUAAUGAGGUGGUGAUCAAGGUUGAGAAGGUGGAGGAAGAGGUGGUGGUGGAGAAGGAGAAAUUGAAGCGAGGGGCGGAGGCGAUGGCAAUGGAGGAGGAGAAGGAGAAUGUGAAGCGAGGGGCGGAGGCGAAGGAGGAGGAAGAUGAGAGGUGUAAGAGAACAGAUGGGAGGGGGUGGAGGUGUAAAAAGAGGGUAAUGGAAGGGAAGACAUUGUGUGAGAUACAUUAUGAGCAAGGGAGGUUAAGGCAGAAGAGGAUAACAGUACCAGAAGAAUUGAAGAUACAAAGAGGGGAAGGAGUGGAGAAAGUUGAGAAGAGGAUGAAGAAGAAAAGGGAGUUGGAGAUUUUGGAGAAUAAUUCUGAUAAAGGUAUGAAGAGAAUGAAGGCUGAGUUGAUUAGGGUGUUUUUAAGGAGGGAGAUCAUGGAGAGUACCAAAAAGAGCGAAAAACGAGUUAAUGAUUCAGGGGAAGUUACUAAGGAUUUGCCUUUUGGGUCUAUGGCAAUCCCUCCUGCUCCCCCUGCACAGUUUCUUGACAAUGCUGCUUCUUUGGGGAUCAAAAUUGGGGCUCCACAUUGUUCUAACCCUCUGGUUACAAGGCGUUUUCGGUCUAAGAACAUUGAGCCAACUCCUAUUAGCUCUUUGAAGGUUGUGCCUUAUCCUGGAAAUGUUGAGAAAGUAAGGAGUAGUGCAAGGAAGAAGUGUCAUUGGUGUAGGAAGGGUGAUAGUAUGUGUAUAAUUAUCAAGUGUUCGAGCUGCAGAAAGCGGUAUUUUUGUUCAAAUUGCAUUAAAGAAAGGUCUGCUGAUCCUGAAGAAGUUAAAUUGAGAUGCCCAGUUUGUUGUGGAAGUUGCGAUUGCAAGACCUGUCGCAGUGCUCAAUCUAAAAUCGGGGCUGUCAAGGAAAUCUUGAAAGAAAAAUUUAAGCGAAGCAAAUUCCAACAUUUGCAGUACUUGAUCAAUUUCCUUCUUCCUGUUCUUGUACAAAUCAACCAGGAGCAGAGCAUUGAGGUGGAGAAAGAGGCAAAAUUUAAAGGGCAGAAUCCCUCUGAUGUUGAGAUUCGGCAAGCUGAUGUUGGCUGCAGGGAUCAAUGCUGCUGCAAUAACUGCAAAAGACCGAUAUUGGAUUUUCACAGAAGCUGCCCAAAUUGUUCAUACAACCUUUGCUUAAGUUGCUGUCGAGAAUACUCUCAAGGCGGGUCUCUUGGGAGUACCUACCCUAACAGAACGAAAACACCUCUUCCCCUGAAAAAGUGCUCAGAGAAGAGUGAGGACCUUGCUUCUUCUGCACCUUUGUGGGAUUCAACAGCUUGUCUCCAUAUAUCUUGUCCACCUAUGGAGCUUGGUGGUUGUGAUAAUAGUCUCCUUGAUUUGAGAUGUAUUUUCCCAUUGAAUUGGACCAAGGAAUUGGAAAUUAGUGCAAAAGAAACAGUUUCUGAACACAACUUUUUACAGUAUACAGAUGAUUCUGUGCAUUGUUCAGUCUGCACCAGCAUCUCUCAGGAUGGCAAUAGAAGUAAAGAAUUGCAAGAAGCUUCUGGACGGAAAGAGUCCCAUGACAACUUCCUCUACUGCCCUAGUACUUGUGAUGAUCACGACUGUCUACUUGCUCACUUCCAGAAGCAUUGGCAAAAGGGACAUCCUAUAAAGGUCCGUGAUGUGCUCAAGUGUGUAUCGGCCUUGAGUUGGGACCCGAUAGCUAUGUUUUGUGGUUAUCUAGAACAUGGCUUUAGUACUUGUAAAAACUUGAAAGAUGCCACUGAAGCUGCAAGUAGCUCAGACUCGUGUGAUAUUGAAAUCGGUACUAAAGAGUCAUUCAUCGGAUCCAUAGAGGAAGGAUAUAUGCGAAUACGUCGGGAGACACUUAAAGUGAAGGCAAAGAUUUCCCUAGAUUUUUCCCGGAAACUUUUGGAAGGUUUUUUUAGUGAAAUUUUUCAAGCGCUACCACUUAAAGAAUACACGAACCCUAGAAUGGGACUCCUAAAUAUCGCUGGGAAGCUGCCAGAGGAUUUUCCAGGUUCUAAACUUGGUCCACAUGUAUGCAUCUCGUUUGGGAGCAGAGAGGAAGUUGCACGGGGUGAAUUGGUGACUAAACUGUGUUUCAACUCUUUUGAUGUGGUGAGCAUCUUAGUACAUGCUGGUGAUGUACAAUGUUCCACAGAGCAGAUGAAUAAGAUUAAGAAGUUAAUAAAAAGGAACAGUAACGUAAAGGAUAAGGAAGUUCAGGCUUCUGGGAAGGAUCUGGAAGAUGAGACGAGAAUACAUAGUGAAAUUUCUGCUGAAGCAGGAGACCAGCAUAGAGUAGCUGGUACUUCUUGUUGUUCAGCAGCCACAAAUAAUGCUUCUACCAUCAAUAGUCUCAGGGAUGAUAAAUCUUCACCUGCCAAGCUAGUUAACAGCUCUGAUACUGAUUCUGAUGCUUCAAUGAUUUGCUCCAGGCCUAGUAUUAGUCCCGACAAAUCAGUAGAUCAACUUCCUCGCCUAAAUCAUUUGGAGAAUCUCAAUAUUACAGAUAAGCGUCCUUCUUCAGAGCCUUAUGGAGCUCAGUGGGAUGUCUUCCGCCGACAAGACAUCCCGAAGCUCCUAAACUACAUUACAAACCAUAUAGAUGAAUUAAGUUGCAGUAAUGGCGUCUUAAAUAACGUUGCUCAUCCAAUUUUCGAUGGAAGUUUCUAUCUUGAUGCAGCUCACAAAAUGCGGCUUAAAGAGGAGUUUGAGAUUGAACCUUGGACAUUCAAUCAAUGCCUUGGAGAAGCUGUGUUUAUUCCUGCUGGAUGUCCAUAUCAAAUAAAAUAUGUGAAGUCCUGUGUCAACAUCGCCUUGGGAUUCAUCUCACCUGAAAAUGCAUCAGAGUGCAUCAAGUUGAUAAAUGAAAUCCGAGUUCUCCCUAAUAAUCACAAGGCAAAACAAGUGAAGUUAGAGGUGGAGAAGAUGACAAUAUGCAGCGUAGAUGAAGCAAUUAAGGAAAUAUACAGAUUGAAGAGUGAAGAAGGAAAUCACUGAUGCCAAUCACAAAUAAGUUACAACUGGCUGAGAAAGCAAGGGGAUGUUUGUAGGUUUUCUUUUUGGUUUCUUGUUCUUGCCCUCCCCCCCUUUUUGUGUAGUAGGAGACUAGGAGUAGGAUUCAGUUAUAAUAGGCUAUUGAUCCAAUGAUCAAACCCUUAGCACCCUGUUAGUCGAGGCAUUGCGGAGGGCGAGUGUACUCCCGUAACUUGCAUUUGGUGUCUGUGCUAUUGGUUCUAUUAAAAUUCUUAAAUGACUGCUUAAGCAGGAUGUAUCAUUCUUCCUAUAUUGUAAAUAAUUUCUAGGUGUUCA
Messenger RNA from Beta vulgaris subsp. vulgaris (sugar beet), 4330 nucleotides. RefSeq lists its product as hypothetical. The record is from RefSeq and is a predicted model, not a curated record. Gene Ontology annotation, molecular function: chromatin DNA binding; histone H3K9 demethylase activity; transcription coregulator activity. The transcript is spliced from 11 exons. Lineage: Eukaryota; Viridiplantae; Streptophyta; Magnoliopsida; Caryophyllales; Amaranthaceae. Gene Ontology annotation, cellular component: histone deacetylase complex; chromatin. Gene Ontology annotation, biological process: regulation of transcription by RNA polymerase II. Bases 224 to 4018 code for a protein of 1264 amino acids.